Molecule: messenger RNA, 1233 nt
Organism: Manacus vitellinus (golden-collared manakin)
Lineage: Eukaryota; Metazoa; Chordata; Aves; Passeriformes; Pipridae
Gene: PPID
Product: peptidylprolyl isomerase D
Exons: 10
Biological process (GO): protein peptidyl-prolyl isomerization; protein folding
Molecular function (GO): protein binding; peptidyl-prolyl cis-trans isomerase activity
Source: RefSeq, a predicted model, not a curated record
CCCGUUCCAUUCCGGGCUCCAAGCCCUGGGACCUGCCGCGGCGUGGCGAGUCGUACCUGGCUGCUGGUUGGACGCAUUGUCUUUGAAUUAUUUGCUGACAUUGUACCUAAAACUGCUGAGAAUUUCCGUGCGUUAUGUACAGGAGAAAAAGGAACAGGGCCUACCACUGGAAAACCUCUCCAUUAUAAAGGAUGUCCUUUCCACAGGAUUAUUAAGCAGUUUAUGGUCCAGGGUGGAGAUUUCUCAAACCAAAAUGGCACAGGUGGAGAAAGUAUAUAUGGUGAAAAAUUUGAAGAUGAAAACUUUCAUUAUAAGCAUGAUAAACCAGGUCUGCUGAGCAUGGCAAAUGCAGGACCUGGUACUAAUGGCUCUCAGUUCUUUAUUACAACUGUGCCUACUUCUCACCUGGAUGGGAAACAUGUGGUGUUUGGCCAAGUGAUCAAAGGAAUGGGUGUAGUUAAAAUACUCGAAAACGUUGAAGUAAAAGGAGAAAAUCCUGCUAAGUUGUGUGUCAUUGCCGAUUGUGGAGAGCUAAAGGAAGGAGAUGACUGGGGAAUUGUUCCCCAAGAUGGAUCUGGAGAUGCUCAUCCAGAUUUUCCUGAAGAUUCAGAUAUAGACUUGAAAGAUGUUGACAAGAUUGUGGCCAUAGCAGAAGACACAAAGAAUAUAGGAAAUACUUUCUUCAAAUCGCAAAAUUGGGCAAUGGCAGCUAAAAAAUAUAGUAAAAGUUUACGGUAUGUAGAAGCUUCUGAAGCAGUGGCAGAGGAGGCAGACAAACCAAAGUUGAAGACUGUUGCUUUGACCUGUGUUUUAAACAUUGGCGCUUGUAAACUAAAACUGUCAGACUGGCAGGGAGCCAUUGAGAGCUGUUCAGAGGCUCUUAAAAUAGAUCCUGCAAAUACUAAAGCUCUCUACAGACGGGCCCAAGGAUGGCAGGGAAUAAAAGAUCUCGAUCAGGCAUUGGCUGAUCUUAAAAAGGCUCAUGAAAUAGCCCCUGAAGACAAAGCUAUCCAGACAGAAACACUCAAAAUCAAGCAGAAGAUAAAAGCCCAAAAGGAGAAAGAGAAAGCAGCUUAUGCUAAAAUGUUUGCUUGAUUUUUUUCCUAAACAUUUAAAUCUAUGCACUAACUCAUGCAAAAGGAUAAACGGAGCUGCUUCUUUCAUUUGCUCUCUGCUGCAGUUUUCAGUGUUUACAACACAAAAAGUCUAAUAAUAAAGACAAACUAUUCAAAG